Molecule: messenger RNA, 2254 nt
Organism: Sodiomyces alkalinus F11
Lineage: Eukaryota; Fungi; Ascomycota; Sordariomycetes; Glomerellales; Plectosphaerellaceae
Exons: 2
Coding region: 190-2130 (646 amino acids)
Biological process (GO): positive regulation of gene expression
Source: RefSeq, a predicted model, not a curated record
GCCAUUCCCGCAGACCCCCUCUCCACCUGUCAAGCCAAGCAGAGCAACUAGCAGAGCAGAGCAGAGCUUACGGACUUACACUGGGGCCUUGAUCGGCACCCUUAUAGGUCCCGUUUGCGUCUUCACACGCUUACGAGUGUCCACACUCGUAUGGCCGGGGGGGAGCUCUUUAUUUCCCCUCUCGCCACGAUGACCGAGAACGCCCAUCAAACGUCACUGCAGCUCCAGGAGAAGGCUCCGUCCAAUAGUGCUACGCAUACCGACAAUGAGAAAAGAUUUCCUCCUCCGAAUGGUCAACUAGGGGAACAAAGUGACCAAUCUGCCAGAAGUUCCCCCGACGGCGGAUCGCAAGCCCAGACCCUAGACAAGCUACCGCCUCCAAAGCCAGAGCGCGGCGAGCCACCAAGCGUUGUUGUCAACAGGCCGCGGCAAAAGCCAUCCAUUCUCCACUCCCUCCGUCACCCCGCCGCCGACCUCAAACACGCCGUAAAAUCCCGGAAGAAGAAGCUCAAGGAGAAAGCCAAAGCCAAACCCCCCGGUGGAUUCGACAGGACGCCGCUACCGAGCGCACCUCCUGGCUACACACUCAAAUUCACUUUCUAUCGGGCGACCAAUCUCCCCGCGGGCGAUCUCGUUGCCGCGUCUUCGGACCCUUUCAUCUAUGCCACCCUCCGGUCAGCGCUUCCGAAACGCCACGAGGAAGACCCGGAUGUCGCACGGCGCACCCACACCAUACGGAAGACAACGGACCCCGAGUGGAACGAUGAAUGGAUUGUAGCCAGCGUCCCGGCCACCGGUUUCACUCUUGAGUGCCGGAUAUACGACGAGGAUUAUCCCAACAAGGAUGAUAGCCUCGGCAGCGUGACCAUCGGGGUGGACCAAAUCACACCCGACUGGGAGGGCAUCCCCCCGCCAGGACGGGAGUUCAAGGUCAUGAAGCGUACCGGACACAAGGGGGUAUACCUUGUGAGGGCCACCAAUAGCUGCUUCGACCCAAAGGUAGAGAUGACGCCGACUCUCUGGGUCAGCAUCGAGCUCCUGGGUCAGUCCAGCCCUCCUUACGGGCAGAUGUAUACGGUUGGGCCGUGUUAUCACUUCCAGCACUUCAGUCCCACCAUCGGUCGCCUUGCGGGAACGAAGGUCAACGAGGACGAGGAACACAGUCAUUCGCCCGGAAGAAGAGGAAGCAGCCCAGAUCACAACAAUAGGAAGACCCAGCGGUAUGAUUUCCAAUCCAACGAAAUACAAUUCGCCGGUCCGGUCCCUCCCACCAUGUAUCACCGCUUCGUCGAAUUCCGGCCUUUGGUGGGGCACAUGUUCUGGAGUCGUGGCAUCCGCGGCCGCAUCCUGAACCGGGCGCUGCACGACCAGCACCGGCGGAUCUACAACUUCAGCCGGUCGACCCAGUACGGCACGUUCGCGGCAUGCUCGGAAGAAGCGUCCAGGCUGUUCCUGCGGCUGGUGCACUACGACGAGGGCGGGCGCAUCUUCACGUACGUGCUCACGCUGGACGGCAUGUUCCGGUUCACGGAGACGGGCCGCGAGUUCAGCAUCGACCUGCUCAGCAAGCACACCAUGCACAGCGACGUGGCGACCUACGUGGCGUCGGCGGGCGAGUUCUUCGUCCGCCGGCUCGAGGGGCCGGCCGAAGGAUGGCGGCCCGAGGAGGACCCGGCCUACUACCAGCUCGUGAUCGAUAACGACUCGGGCACGUACCGGCCCGACAAGUCGAUUCUGGGAGCGCUCCGCGAUUUCAUGGCGCGGAACCUGGCCGGGCUGGGGGUGGUGGCGAUGCACUGCGGGGACGAGGAGCUGGUGCGGCUCAAGGAGAGGCAGGCGCGGAUCAAGAAGGAGGAGGGGCGGGGGGUUCGCAUGGUGCUUAACCGGAGUCCCAGCGGGAGCUCGACGUCGCUUAGCUCGGCGGAGAGCGAUUUGAACCGCGUCGAGGCGGCGGUGGCUGCUGCCGGUGCUGCCGUGUCGGGGUCGGGGUCGGGGUCGGCGGCAGCAAGUGGGAGCAAGACGAAGAGGGAGCAGGUUUUGGAUUUGGUGGAGAAUCCCAAGCGAGCCAAGGGGCUGUUGAAGAUGGGGAAGAGGGCGGAUAAGGAGACAGGAGGACCAUCUGGGAGUUAGAGGAGAGGCGUUGCUGUAUUUUACAUAUCAUAGCGUGGGGAAUUUGGCUGGGCGUAUUUGGUUCGUAUGAGGUCGUGUAGUAUUUGGCGUGUGCUAAUAAAGAACGAAACAACCAUUGGGAGCG